Molecule: messenger RNA, 1545 nt
Organism: Saccharomyces eubayanus
Lineage: Eukaryota; Fungi; Ascomycota; Saccharomycetes; Saccharomycetales; Saccharomycetaceae
Gene: TAF8
Product: Taf8p
Exons: 1
Coding region: 1-1545 (514 amino acids)
Cellular component (GO): transcription factor TFIID complex
Source: RefSeq, a predicted model, not a curated record
AUGACAAUGACUUCUGCAACGUCGAAUAGCGGUUCUGGUGCCAGGCAGACCAUGGUUCAGUUGACGAACCUGCCGGAUUUGACGGAAGUUAGUCACUUGGAAAUAGAUGCGCCCGUACUGGAAAUCCUGAAGAAAUCGGUCCUGUUUCAAUUGAACUCGUUGAACAUCUGCAUUUCGAACUUUGCUCUAGAUGAGAUGGUCAAUCUCGUGGCCGUUCAGAUGGACGGGAUGUUUCGGAACUUACACAAUUUGGCACUGUUGCAAAGAAGGUCGCAAGUUUCUCAGGCGGAUUUGAAACUAUUGUUUAGAGAGUUCAAUCUGGACUCUGGUUCCCUUUUUCAAGAAUUUCAAAUUUCAGAACAUAUCAAAUCGAGAAAUUCUGCUGAAUAUCAAAAACUGGUUAAAUCAUCAUCAUUUAUUUCCCCUUCGCAUAUCGACGACGAUGAAGAGGACGAAACUAAUAAUAUUGAAGAACAACAAAAUGAGAUCAACGUCUUGCUGCCUCCUUCCAAUCCAUUGGAGAAACUGAUACCGAGCUGGCUGCCUAACUUCCCGCCAGAUCAUACCUACAAGUUUACACCCGAAUUCAACCAUCCAAUUACGGAUCUAAAAACUAUCAAAAGAGAAAUAGUCAAAGAAAGUGGGGAGUCGGAAAGAGCUCUACUAAAUCUAAAUAAACGUCUCUUCCACAUAUCUUCAGCUUCUCACACUCCAUCGCCGCGCCUUCCUGAUGCUUCUGAUGCUAGCGAGCGAUUAGAAAUUUGGGGCAACACUCUUCAUGAAAGGAAAACGGCAAUAACAACGAAAUCUUUCGAUGAGAAAAACAUCGAGCAGUACGCCAAGUAUAGGAUCGAACUGGCUAGAGAGCGUGUCUCAAAGUUCGAGAUCAACCAAUUGAAAAGAACGAAAAACCCAUUUUUGAAAAUUUCAGAAUCUCUCUACUCUUUCAAGAACCCGCACCAGUCUCAUAAAGUUAUACAAAGGUCCAUAGAUUUGCAACUACGCAAGUCGGUGACAUUGUUUAUGCAUAACCUACCUAAAAUCCAGAAACUAAAGAAGGAAAAAAUACAACUGGCCAAAGAAGAAAGACAAAAAUCACUAAAACGUCGACAAGAAGGGCUUAUUUCGCAACGAAAGAAAAAGGAACAAGAUGAAGGCCACGAUCUAGAACUCCUGUUGAACAACGAGCACGUAAGGGAAUCUACUGACAACGAUAAUAGCCUCAACGCAUUAAACGCUUCCACCAUAGACAUAAACGCGAAUGCGAAUGGCGACGAAGACGAAGAUGAUGAUAUGAAUCUAUUUGGUAUACUGGGCAGUAGCGAAGAUGAAAACGAGUUGUCAAGCAUACAGGUGGAAACUGUGGUCGGGGAAUCAGAACCUCCCACGGCGCCAGCACGAGACACUACAAAUACCACGCCAGUAGCACAAAACACAACCAAUAUCGACACCACUGCAAACCUCUCCAUCCUAUCCAUCCCUAAUGAAAAUGCACCAACGUCCCCUCCCACAGCCACAGCCACGGAUAAUGAUAUAAAUAUAUAA